Pochonia chlamydosporia 170 is the source of this 696-nucleotide messenger RNA. Its product is annotated as carbohydrate-binding domain, family 9-like, subgroup. The transcript has a single exon. The coding region runs from base 1 to 696 and encodes 231 amino acids. The record is from RefSeq and is a predicted model, not a curated record. Lineage: Eukaryota; Fungi; Ascomycota; Sordariomycetes; Hypocreales; Clavicipitaceae.
AUGAAGCUGCCAACCACAAGUAUCGUGUGGACUUGCCUAGCUGCCAUCUCCAGUGCCACCGCGACAAUACCAACUCCGCACGUUCGUGUACCCUCAUGCAAUCACGGACAAGCAGCACAUCUAUCAUACUCAAAAGCCCUUCCUGACCUCUCCCCAUUUCCAUUGACCCACGUCGACCUCUGUUACAGCGACAAGUUCGUCGAGUUCAAGCUCACUGCAUACAACGAGACAAACUUCUUCUAUAAUGCGUCGCAAGGAACCAAUGACUGGAUCUUCGAGUACGAAGUAAUGGAGAUCUUUAUGGCCAGGGAGACGGAAGUUCCAAUCACAUACUUUGAGUUUGAGAUCAAUCCGAAUAACAUCACCUUCCAAACCUUUGUGUUCAAUCCGUCUGGACGCCGCGCACCUGGAACGCCAUUCGACCAUUUUCCGGUUCCGGACCCAUUCACGGAUGGGAUCUCAGGAAAGACCGUGCUAGAUCGAACUGGUCAUGUUUGGACAAGUUACGCCAAGAUUCCGCUGGGAUUUUUUAACGUGAUUGACGGCAAGGCACGGGGAACUAAGUGGCGCAUGAACUUUUUCCGUACAGUUACGAAUAGUACCAUGUUCCCUAAGCAGUUAAUGGGUGCGUGGAAUCCUCCUGAUGUGGCGGACUUUCAUGUCACGCCGUAUUUCGGCCGAUUUACAUUCGUCUAA